AUGGAUUUCCACGAAAGAGCGCCUUCCAUAGGGACUGUGCUGUUAGACCCCACUUUCCCUGUGACACAAGCAUGGCUGCCUUUGGCUCACAAGAUCAGUGAAAUAAUCCACAGAGUAGACACAUGCACUGCUGAAAUUAAAACGAAGACUCACAUCAACAGAAUCACUCAAGACUGCCUGCAGCUGAUUGCAGACAGCGACACACCGACCAUACGCAAAGGAUCAUACACAUUUGUACCAUGGCUUCUCAGCUUUAAAAGAGGACGAGCCCUGGAGGAGAAAGAGAAUAAAAUAGUGGUGAAGGAGCCCGGUUACUUCUUCAUCUAUGGUCAGGUUUUAUACACUGAUAACACUUUUGCCAUGGGACACCUAAUACAGAGGAAGAAAGUCCACGUCUUUGGGGACGAGCUGAGUCUGGUGACUCUGUUCCGCUGUAUUCAGAAUAUGCCUGAGACACUACCCAAUAAUUCCUGUUAUUCCGCGGGCAUCGCGAAGCUGGAAGAGGGAGAUGAGAUCCAGCUGGCAAUCCCACGGGAGGACGCGCAGAUCUCUCGCGACGGGGACGGCACGUUUUUCGGCGCCCUGAAGCUGCUGUGACCCAAGCAUGCCACAGUGCUCACUCCUCCCUUCCCUCUCCCUGGACCUCUACGGAGAACACUUAACUGAAAAUACCAAAAGGGGAAAAAAGUCCUCACCAUAGACUUUUCUUGAGCUGUUUGUUUUGGUUUGCAGAAUCUGGUCCAAAACAGGAAAUUUAACAGACAACCACAGCCGAAGCAUGUCAUGUGACUUACAAGAAUCCGAAAGAUAGAACCAGAAAGCCUGUCAUGAUGAUCCUGCAUCCAGCAGUGUGAUUGUCGUGUCUCUUUUGGGGAAAGAGCGUAGUUCGGAGGGCAGUGAUGUGUUUUUCAAAGGUGACAGUGCCAUACUCUGAGACAUGUACCCGUGUCUGUGGGGCAUUCAGACAUUUGUGAGAAAUCUCAGGAUUCCUGUUCCCUUUUCGUGCUAAAUGUGCCCCUCUCCUUUUUACCUACUAUCAUGACAAGUUAAAAAAAAUCUACAAAUCUUGUAUUAGGUACAUGAAAAAUACACAUUUAUGUAGUGGUUAAAAGUUAAUUUUAAAAUUCUAAAUUCAAAUAUUAUACAAGUGGACUGAAAAUAAGAUAUGAGUACUAUUUAAGCCUCUCUGGUUUAGUUCAAGUUGUUGAUUUUUAAUCAAUAAUAAUAACUGAUAUGAGCUGUUUUUCACAGUAAGGUAAGAGUUUCCUCAUUUUUAUAUGCGUAUAUAGUUUCCUAUA
Fukomys damarensis (Damara mole-rat) is the source of this 1298-nucleotide messenger RNA. RefSeq names its product TNF superfamily member 13b (gene Tnfsf13b). Gene Ontology annotation, biological process: immune response. Gene Ontology annotation, cellular component: membrane. The transcript has 5 exons. The record is from RefSeq and is a predicted model, not a curated record. Gene Ontology annotation, molecular function: tumor necrosis factor receptor binding; receptor ligand activity. The coding region runs from base 1 to 597 and encodes 198 amino acids. Lineage: Eukaryota; Metazoa; Chordata; Mammalia; Rodentia; Bathyergidae.